Molecule: messenger RNA, 2290 nt
Organism: Patiria miniata (bat star)
Lineage: Eukaryota; Metazoa; Echinodermata; Asteroidea; Valvatida; Asterinidae
Gene: pola2
Product: DNA polymerase alpha subunit B-like
Exons: 14
Coding region: 114-1904 (596 amino acids)
Biological process (GO): DNA replication initiation; DNA replication
Cellular component (GO): alpha DNA polymerase:primase complex
Molecular function (GO): DNA binding
Source: RefSeq, a predicted model, not a curated record
UUGAGUUUGGAUUUAUCUAGUUUGGCGCUGGCGCGAUUUCUGACUUUCUCGGAUUCUUGUCAAUGGCAGAGACAUUUUUCUAUUGACAAAUUUCACGAAUUUAAUAAGACAAAAUGAUGGCCACAUCAAUGGUUACCGAAGAUGAACUCGUGCAGGAGUUUGAAGACUUUGACAUCGAACUAACCGAUCCUGAUGUUGUUGAUAAAUUGAAGGAGCUUUGUAUGGUGUAUCGAAUGGACUGCUCCAGUAUCGUGUCUGAGUGGGUCGCUUACUCAAUCAGUAGGAGCAACCAAAAGAUGACGACUGAUAGUUUGGAAGAAAUGGAACAAGAUAGGAUAAGCAAGAAAAAGAAGAAAGUUGCCAAGACACCAACAAUGAAAAGUCCAGCUGUCUUCACUUCUGACCGAGUGAAUGAAGAAACUGACGAUCUACUCAGUGCUUACACCCCUGCUGGAAAGAGUAAACACAAGCGUCUUCACACUACGCCCGAGAAUCCAGCCAAUAAGAGACUGCAGGGGGUACAUCGCCAUGGUAGCGUGCCGUUCUCACCAGCUAGCUUCUCUCCUCCAGCUGUUGCGACCCCGUCUCACAAGUAUGGCAGCCGAACCAACAGACGUGAGGUGGUUGCAAGCUACGGUCCGACUGACAGCAUAACUUGGAAGGGCACUAAUGCACAGACGUGUUCGGUCCAGCAUUACGACACGGAGGGCGCCCUCAAGAAGAAAUAUAAAAACAUGUUCCAGAAAUUCACCGACAAAGCCAGUGUGCUGAAUGAUAUGAUAGAGAAUAUGGCCCAACAAUUUCAAGACAAACAUGGAAUAGAGAACUUCUCUCAUGUGGCCCUCCCCAUCCAGGAGCCAGUGACUGCUGUAGGUCGUGUUUGCUGCGAUACCAGCACCGGUCGUCUCAAUGCACAGUCUGUUCUCUUGGAGGGAUCCGUGGACACGUCGUCUGGCAAGCAGGUCAUGCUAAGUCUGUCAGAUAUCAAAGAAUUCUCCCUGUUUCCUGGUCAGAUUAUUGCUUCAGAUGGCAUCAACAGUAAAGGAGUCAAGUUGGUAGCUUCCAAGAUCUAUGAGAGCGUUCCCCUGCCACUAUGCCAGUCUGAAGAUAACUCAUUAUCAGAUCAUGGUCCGUUACAUGUCAUGGUCGCUGGUGGUCCAUUCACGACAUCAGACACACUCAGCUAUGAGCCUCUAGAUGACUUGAUACGAGUCAUGGUACAAGACAUGCCCGAUGUCUGUAUUCUGUUUGGGCCAUUUGUUGACGCCAACCAUGCAGAAAUAAAGGAUUACACCCAAGAUCCGGAAGAUCUCUUCAAGAUGCAAAUGAGGAAACUUGCGGAAGCCACAAAACAGAUCGGAACCCAGCUGGUGAUUGUUCCGUCUCUACGUGACGUCCAUCAUGAUUUCAUCUAUCCUCAACCACCCUUCCCGAUACCAGACAAUCUUCCUGAUAAGGAUAGAUUACACUUCAUGUCUGACCCUUGCACGCUAACCAUCAACGGCAUCGUGUUUGGACUGACUUCAAGUGAUAUCCUGUUUCAUCUUGGAAGCGAGGAAAUCUCACAUCCACCAGGUUCAUCAGAUCGUCUGCGACGUUUAACCAAACACAUCCUCACUCAACAGAACUACUACCCCCUCUAUCCUCCUCCUGAGUGCAUGCCGAUUGACUAUGAACACUAUGAGCAAUAUGCUCAGAUGGAUGUGACUCCAGACGUCUUCAUUAGUCCCUCAGACCUCAGGUGGUUUAUCAAGGAGGCCUGUGGAUGUCUGAGUAUCAACCCAGGGCGUCUGACACGAGGUCAAGUCGGUGGCACCUAUGCAAAGCUUGUCAUCACACCAUCACAAGACUCCAAGACUGCAGGAGUGACUGUACGCUCUGCUGCGCAAAUACUCAGGAUUUAGAUUUCAGUUUUUAGCGGGAUGAAUUUGAGUUAAGAACUGUCUUAAUUUUAGUAAAACAAAAGUGAUUUACUAUUCAAACAAAAGGAUACCUUGCAAGCUGCAUACUUCAUUCACUUUUUAGUUUGGUUAUAACUUUCCAAAGACGAAGUUUCCAAUGUGCCAAUGUUGAGUCAGAUGUCACUAUAGUUAUAGUUCUCAAUCUUGAUGAAUACUGUUCAAGCCAGUGAGAAUCAAAGACAAAUCCGAUAGUUUUAAGCCACCUCUCUGUUAUAAGCCGAAUUGAUAUUUCACUUGUGUAUGCGCAACUGUCAUGAACUCUGCAUUUUAUUGUCAGUAAAUAAAACACGUCACGCAGACCUAGUCGAAUAGACGGCAAGCUUACAGAA